GUCCGCUUGGAGGCGCCUUGCCUCCGCCGGAUAUAAGAGAAGAGAGGGAGAGGAAAAAAAGUGUCCGUAUUUGUUGGGGAGGAGGAGGGGAGGAGGAGUGCGAGAGAUGGGCCAAGCCGGGCGGCAGAGGGGAGGGUGUAACUCUGAAAAGAUGAAAACCCUAGUGCCUUGAAUUCACAGCUCCAUCCUCAACAGCCACCACCACCACACAACCAACCACCAUCACCAGCUGCAAAAUCAGCCAGCAGAAGCAACACGAAGGCUCAUUUCCCCUCUCUAUUUUCUCAGCCCUGGUCUGUCGGUGGUCUUUCUCGCAACCACACAGACAGACCACAAGAGACAGAGAGACACACACACACCAACAGCAAGCAGCAACAGCAGCAUCACCACGAGAAGCAAAUCCAGCAGCAGACAGAGCAGAUAGCCAUGUCCCUGGCGUUUGUCGCAUCCCGGCAGCAGCAGCAGCAACAACAACAACAGCAGCAACAACAGCAGCAGCGAAGCAAGAGUGAGGUUAGCCAGGCGAGCAUCCAGAAGAUGUUGGAUGAAAACAACCACCUCAUCCAAUGCAUCCUGGACUACCAGAGCAAGGGCAAGACAUCAGAGUGCUCACAGUACCAGCAAAUGCUGCACAGGAACCUGGUUUACUUGGCAACCUUGGCCGACUCGAGUCAGAACUCACAGUCCUUACUGCCCACGCUGCCAAACCAGAGUCUUGGGAUGGGGGCUGGUGGAGGCCUCCCCCCCGGAGGAGCUCCCCAUUCCCAGAGCCUGCCUCCUGAUCCUGCGCCCCCACCCCCACACAUGCAGGGCCCAAUGAGCAACGGACACAUGGCUGGACCAAACUCCAUGGCAAUGCAGCCUCCAAACCACCAGGCGAGCCCUGCGCUCAGCCUACCGGCCAGCAGCCAUGCCACCAUGGCCGGGUACAGCCAUUCGGUGCCAUCGUCUGGACCAGGAGGGCCCAGCCAGGCUUACAGGACCCCGCCGGCCAGCCAGGGCCAAGGCCACAUGGUGUCUCAGCAACCGGCUCCAUCCCAAUACAACCUGGCACAGGGCUCGGGGCAGCACUACCAGGGCAUGAUGGGCGGUGGGGCCGGGCAGGGCAGCCAGAUGAUGGGGCAGCGCCAGAUGCCCGGCUACUCACGGUCCGCACAGCAAGGGCCGCCGCAGCAGUUUGGCUCGCAAGACGACUAUUACGCGGAGCAGUACUCGCACGGGCAGCCCCCCGCUGACGGGAUGACGCCGCAGUACUACCCCGAUGGAACGGGGCAGUACGGGCAACAGCAGGGCAGCUAUCAGCCAGGCCCUCCCGCCCAGACUUACCCGUCCCAGCAGCAGUUCGGCGGACCCCAGGGAUACCCCAGCCAGGGCCAGGGCUACGCAGGCCCUGCUCAGACUGGCUCUGGGCAGUACGCGGGCUACCCCCAGGGGCAGCAGUACGGCGCGUACCGCCCCCCACAGCCCGGCCCCCCCACCCCACAGCAGCAGCGGCCGUACGGCUAUGAGCAGGGCCAGUACGGAGCAUAUCAGCAGUGACGAGACCCAGUUGUUGUCAGAUGCCCUCCCUCCGUGCCAACCUCUCUGGACCUCCACCAAGCGCCGCCACCACGACAAGGAGCAGGAGGCCCCCAAACAUCCUCGUGCGCCACCCAACACUGGCGCGUGGCGCAUCGUACGCGCGUGCGUGCGUGCACGUUGCGCAUUCUCCUUUUGGAGCUUCUCACCGCAUAUUGCGCACACGCUCGCACGUACGAACAGGUGUGUGUGUGUGUGCGUGUGCGCAUGACAGGGGAUGCAGCGUUUCUGGAAAAAGUAAAACGCUGAAAUAACCCCCAUAAAAUCCUGAACGGCGGACGUGUGCCGAUGCUGCCACCCCUCCCAUCAGUUUUCGAUUUGACCUAACACUCGCCUGUGGAAGUGUCUUCUUGGACGCAUUUUUUUAAAUGGGAAAAGGGUGUACCUCAAAAUAACAUGCCAAGGAAUUCGAACAGUGAAGAAGUGUUUUUAAUUUAAAAUAUCCUUUGAGUGUUGCGAGGUUUAGCCACAACUUGAUGUCUGCGGCAUUCGCAUGUCCGCUUUCUGGGCGUCCCGAUCCGAUGUUCUCUGCUUUUGGGUACUCGGAGCCCAGUGACCAUGAACCUCCAGCCCAUAUAACCUCAUCUAUUUGACCUCUUUCACCUCAUCGGUUUAGUGCACCGAAUCUUAAAUUUCAACUUGUAACUCGAUAAGUGUGUGGUGCCCGCCAUCCCUCGCUCAACCUGACCUCAAACCCAGUAUGCCAACUUUUACUCUUUGACCCCAACAAACGCGUGACUCUGACCCUUCGACCUCUUGGUCGCAUAAUUCAUUUAACCGUGCGUCCGGCCGCGGACGUGGAGCUGUUAACAAGUCGUCGCCAUCGCCGCCGUCAUUAAGCUGUUACAGGCCGCAAGCGCCGUGGUCGUAGCUCGGUGUUCACGCAGUGUUACGAGUUUGUAGAGUUCGGCGUCGCGACAGGUUCUGCUCGCUUCGCAGGACGCGGUUUCUCCCCCUCUUCCCACUGCCACUCCUCCCUGAGCAUUCCAUACGCGUAGAGGUUCACGCCCGUCGUCAUGCACGACGGCCCGGUGUGGCUGAGGUGAGUCACAACCGUGUUUUUCUUCGUUUACUUUGCAGCACACAGGGCCUGUUCCCAGAAUUUGGUGCCAGUUCCACGCCCUCCCUCUCCCAAACUCUGAUCCAGCUUUGCACGUGUACCUAUUGGCAAGAAGCGUGUAGAGCGCAUUGCAGCCAAGGGCUUGGUGUAGGCACUGUCCUCAUUUGUUCCGACAUGGCUUAGAGGGCUACAUUUUCGAAGUGCAUAUGAAAUGUAGCGAACCGCUGUUCCCAGACACGGUGGAAUGCCACCAAGUGUUGGGUGACACGGGUCUCGUGAAUGCACUCCAGAAGUAUUACUGUGGCAUCAUCUUCCAGUGCCAUUCCCACACAUGUGAUACUCUGCUCACUUAAGCAAGCCCAUAUUACCCAAAUGGUAGCAAUCAACAUGCUGUUAAAUUGGUGAUACAAUAAAUAAUAGUUCAGCGUGUCGGGUAGGGCGGCGGAGUGCAGUGGUGGCACAAUAGUUGGUUAGCCAAUGCUAACAUCAAUGGUGAGUGAUAUUGGAACCGUUCCUGGUGUCGCCCCCCCCCCCACCUUUAGCGACCAGGUUGGUAAAGAAUGACGCACAUAGCUUGCAGAGGCUUUCAUCUUGCAGUGGAAUGAAAAAGGGCUGUAAAUGAUAAUUGUACGAUGGGUUUGAGGGAAAAGCUGGACCUUGAUAUGGAGACCGAGGGCUUAGGUUGGUGCAGAUGCUUUAGGAUGAGAUUAAGCAGCAUACCACUACGCAUGGCAUUGGUGGUGGCACGCGUGAGGUAGGUUUGAACAGAUCCUUCGUUGACCUUUAACCCCGAUGAUAAAUAAGCUGCUGCUCUGCUGGUAAAAUGCGGCACCUGGCGUGCCGACCUGGCAAUGGACUGGGCUCACAUGACCUCUGUUAGUGGGUUUUUUAGUGUUUUACCGAUGACGAUUCUACUUUUUGGGUACGUACGACAUUUCAGCGGCAGUGGGGAAGGGAUCUGGAUGGCAAGCAGAUGGAGGGGAAGCUGUUGCCAGGGCGAUGGUGAGGGUGGGGUGGGGGGGGUGGGUUCGUCAUUAUUUAAUAACCUUCCCUGGCCCUUGUGAAAAACUAACUCCUCUCUCCUCCCCUCCACCCGUGUUUGCGUGUAGCUAGGAGGGGUGUGUGUGUAGCUAGGAGGCCAGCUGUACGCGUCGGCUUGGUUGUGCUGAGAUACUGCUCGCGGCUCGGGCCGCAGUAUUAAUCCUGUUCCCACGCUCGCAGUGUUCCGCUCGUCCACGUGGCGUGCGGCGUUGUGUGUGUGCGUGCGCGCGCAUGUCCUGGUGUUCCCAGAUCCAGGGUAUACAAAAAAAACUAAUAAAAAAACUUUCUCUGCAGGGGAUGAAAAUUUUUAAGACUUAAAAGUAAACUUCUAGAUUGGUUUUCUAUUAAAGACAUACCGAUCUUCGAAUUAACCAGCCUAGCAAACACAGCAUAAUUGGCUAAUUAGAGAAAAAAAAAAACCAGUUUACACCAAAAC
Messenger RNA from Petromyzon marinus (sea lamprey), 4115 nucleotides. Its product is annotated as protein SSXT-like. Gene Ontology annotation, molecular function: transcription coactivator activity. Gene Ontology annotation, cellular component: nucleus. The record is from RefSeq and is a predicted model, not a curated record. Gene Ontology annotation, biological process: positive regulation of transcription by RNA polymerase II. NCBI's taxonomy places the organism in Eukaryota, Metazoa, Chordata, Hyperoartia, Petromyzontiformes, Petromyzontidae.